UAUUAGCAUCAGCAGCAACCAUGGCAUCGUCUGAUGAACUGUCACCAACGGAGUGCAAUCAACGAUACUAAUUUAUCUGGUGACGACAGCGCUGGAUUCUCGUUUAAUACUGAUGUUCUACACUGGGAGAAGAGAAACCAUACAGCAAUAUACAUACAUGUAUAAAUAGUUCGGAAUAAAGAAUUCAUGUCGACUACUUGGCUGCUUAUAGGAGAGUGAUGCUUAGAUGCCAAGCCUCAGAAUGGAUUCACGGUAUCAAGCUAUACCAGGCUCAGCCUUCCCUGCUAAAGACAUGUUGUCUUGGAUGAAUUUAGAUGUUAGUCCUCCUUAAAUCAACCAAGUGAAACUUCUUGUUAAAGAGUCAGCAGUGUAACUGUUAGAAUUUUGAUACUUGAAAGAUAUCUAAAACUUCUUUCACGAUGAAUAUCAAUAGAUUGCUUAGAAAACGUUUUCGGAUCAUCCGCCUCCUGGUUUUAUUGAGUGUGUUCUUUAUCGGUUAUCUUGGAGCAGUGUUUAAAGUGAAUAUUCCAUUUAAGAAGGAAGAAACCCUAAAUAUUCUAAUGAAAGAUCCUGGAGGUCAGUACCUGUCUAGGAAACUGCAAGAAGCAAACGACACCACAUCAGACUCUGGGUCAUUGUACCCCCCAGAGAUAUUCACUGAUGAGCAGUUAAAACACGGGGCAGUCUGUUGCCAUGUAGUGGGCAUGAUAUAUAUGUUUGUGGCCCUAGCCAUUGUCUGUGAUGAGUUUUUUGUACCAUCCUUAGGCUGCAUAACAACAAGGUUGAAGAUUUCUGAGGAUGUAGCUGGAGCAACGUUUAUGGCGGCAGGCGGAAGCGCUCCAGAAUUGUUCACAAGCUUAAUUGGAGUGUUUCUGUCAAAAAGUAAUGUUGGUAUUGGCACAAUAGUGGGAUCUGCUGUUUUUAACAUUCUUUUUGUGAUUGGAAUGUGUGCACUGUGCAGUAAAGACGUGUUGACACUAACAUGGUGGCCACUGUUCAGGGAUGUCACGUUCUACAGUGUAGAUCUCCUUUUGUUAAUUGCAUUCUUUUUAGAUGGAACAAUUUAUUGGCACGAAGCACUUAUUCUACUUUUUGGAUAUUUUGCAUAUGUUACUUUUAUGAAAUUUAACGAAACAAUUGAAAGAUUUGUGAAGUCCAAAUUACGGAAAGGAUCGAACAAAGUGGGAAGUGCCAGUCAUCUUUUAACAGAGAAACCUCAGAGAUCCAUGAGUCUAUCCAUAUUGCAUUCCGGGGGCAACCGUUACAGACAUGGGAUCCUGGACCUUAUGAUACAUACAAUUGACCCCCUGCAGAAUGUACACAAAACCAGAUCAAAAGUUCACGAAAAUGCCAUGAACCUACAUGCUAUAGCCACCCUGAAAGUGGUAAUUGGGACAACCACCCCCACACAGAAUGAGGAGGACAGUCCUGUAGCCAACGGAGUAGAUAAAGAUAACAACAAAGUUCAGUCCAAUGGACAUGUUGCAGUAGAGAACGGCAAGCCAGCUGAUGACACAAGUGCCCCAGAGAAUUCCAAUAAUGUUAGUGAUUCCUUACCAGAGGUCACUAUAGCACCAGUCGAAGAUGGACAAAAUGCUGAAAAUGGGUUGGUAGAGGAUGAGGAGCCCCUGGACCUGAGCUGGCCAGAUAAUUGGAAGAAACGGAUCAACUAUGUCAUCGUUGCUCCAAUCAUUUAUGUUCUUUGGAUCACACUGCCUGACGUGCGACGAGAGGAGAAGAAGAAGUGGUUUAUGGUCACAUUCUUUGGCAGUAUAUUUUGGAUUGGAGGUUUCUCCUAUCUGAUGGUGUGGUGGGCCAACACAACAGGGGAAACUAUUGGAUUAACUCCUGCGGUGAUGGGUCUGACCAUUCUAGCUGCUGGCACAAGUAUUCCGGACCUCAUAACCAGUGUGAUUGUGGCAAAGAAAGGCUUUGGGGACAUGGCUGUAUCCAGUUCUGUAGGCAGUAACAUCUUUGACAUCACCGUGGGGUUGCCAAUACCAUGGUUGCUGUAUGAGGCAGUGUAUGUUGGAAAACCCAUCGAUGUUGACAGUAAUGGACUGGCAUGCUCAAUAUGUCUGCUGUUUUUAAUGUUGAUGGCAGUGAUUAUCUCAAUAGCAGUAUCGAAAUGGCGGAUGAGUCGAACGCUUGGUAUCAGCAUGUUGGUGCUUUACGUGAUUUUCCUGGUCCUCAGCGUGUUACUAGAAAUAAAUGUUGUGCCAUGUCCUAUCGAAGUUUAAAUGAUUUAAUACACCUUUGUAAAUAUACACUGUACAUACAUCUUUACCAAGAUGGAUUUCGUGAUAUUGGAACAAAAUCUGUAAUUUAACAAGAAUUCCUUAUUGCUAAUGAAAACUGUGAUGUUUGUAUAUUUCUUCAAAUUUGCAUUUAUAUUAAUUUAUGUAGUUUAGUAAAUCAAUAAUUUUUAUUUGGUUUUAUUUUCAACUUUUUAACAUUAUAAUAUUGUAUAUUUGUCAGGUACGUGCUAUUCUGAACACUGUUAAAAAUGUGGUCUUGAGACUUUGGUGGUAAGCAAACGAAAUGGCUGGACUAACAUAAUAUUAUAUUGAUUUGUUUUGGUAGUGCCUAAAAAUUGCCAUGGGUUUUGUUUAUGGCUCCCAAAGUAAAAUCUGUUUCCAGUUAACUGAACCAU
Messenger RNA from Mizuhopecten yessoensis (Yesso scallop), 2653 nucleotides. RefSeq names its product sodium/potassium/calcium exchanger 2-like. Lineage: Eukaryota; Metazoa; Mollusca; Bivalvia; Pectinida; Pectinidae. Gene Ontology annotation, cellular component: membrane. The transcript has 10 exons. The record is from RefSeq and is a predicted model, not a curated record. The coding region runs from base 420 to 2240 and encodes 606 amino acids. Gene Ontology annotation, molecular function: calcium channel activity; calcium, potassium:sodium antiporter activity. Gene Ontology annotation, biological process: long-term synaptic depression; long-term synaptic potentiation; calcium ion transmembrane transport.